This is a messenger RNA of Annulohypoxylon maeteangense, 860 nucleotides long. RefSeq lists its product as uncharacterized. NCBI's taxonomy places the organism in Eukaryota, Fungi, Ascomycota, Sordariomycetes, Xylariales, Hypoxylaceae. The record is from RefSeq and is a predicted model, not a curated record. The transcript is spliced from 3 exons. Bases 93 to 338 code for a protein of 81 amino acids.
ACAACUUCAACUUCGCAAUACUUAUUCUUAAUUCUCUAUACUAUUUCUCAUAUAGGUAAUAAUCAUUAUUACGUAUCAAGUUCAUACUAAACAUGUCGCCAUCUACAUCGCCGCUAGAGACAUCCGACAACCAAGCCGCGCAACCCGUCGGCCCGGCGGCUUUUCAGUCGAUCCAAAGCACACAACCAGUAGCUCUUCAGGCCAUGAAUCCGCAGUGUCCUCAACCCGAUCAGCCUGAGAUUGGAAACCUACGUGGUGGGGAACGCAGCUCCUGUUGUCCGGGACGCUUCUGCUUCUGCAUCCCUUGUCCUUUGCCGUGCGACUUCUGUAUUAUCUAAACUACGAUUUUCCCUCUAAUAAUACUUCUAUGCAUGAGUUGAACGAAGGCGUCAGUUAUUAUUUCGAACGCCAAAGUGGUUGCUUUCACGCUUAUCGGGCCGUGUGUCUAGGAAACUUGUUUCUAGUCUAGCCAAAAUGAACAUCUUCUGUCAUAAAUGCCCUCUUCAUAUACCUAUCGAGUUCUAGAUAGCAGUGUUUCUUGCAUUCUUCUGGAUUUUCAAUAUGCCUUCUCUCCAGAUUCUCCUUCACUAGCUGGCAUAUUAACCAAAAUCUGCUUGGAUUGAAGAGGUUUUCUAGUGCUUUAAACGAUUCACUUCGGCUGGGGAAGACCAUAGCGAUAUAUCAUUAGGCAACGUCCUAGUGUGAGGUACGGUGUAAGAAAGCAAACCGUCCCAUAACUUGACCCUAACCCCAACCAUAACCCUGAACAUAUGAUUAUGUAAUGGCUGUGUGAUGACUUCUCUGCUUAGUCCUAAGAUUACAAGAUUUGAAGAUGAAAGGAAGGGUUCUUUCAAUCAGAG